AUGGCGGCGACGGGCGCGCCUGGUAGGGCAGGCGAGCUAUUAUUACGCACAUGGAAGACGGUGAUCGUUACAAGGGCUCGCCUGGUGAGGGAGCGGCGGCGGCGCGCAGGGCCGGCCGUGCGCCCGUUGCAUCACCGCGCAGACAAGCGAAAUCUCCGUGGACGAGGGCGCGAGGAAUGCGGAGCGCUGGCAGCGCUGGUGACACCAGGCGCGGCGCUCGACGUCGCUGCCGGCUGCGCUGCGUCACGUCGGCGCACGACGGCGGGCAGCGACAGAGGCAGCGAGAGGCAGCGCAAGCAGACUCGGUGCAGACAUGCGCACGCCGCGCCCGCUGCCCGCCGCCUAACUGUCGCCCUCGCCGUCGCCGCCGCCCGCCCCCAUAUAGCCGCCCGCCCGCCGAUGCUGCGACGCUCCCAGCGCGCUGAGCCCCCGCCCGGCAUGGCCAGCUCGAAGCCGCACCAGGCCACCGUCGAGGACUACUUCUCCGACGACGGCACCGGCCACCCCGCCAUUGAGCCCUUCACCCCCGAGCCGUCGCCCGGCAAGGCCAACGUGCGCACCAAGCGCUCCAACCCGGACGACCUGGGCACCGACAAGUUGCCCGCCCGGCCCAGCACCUCCGACGUCAAGAGCGACUCUGGGUAUUCGAGCCUGUCCGUCGCCGGCAUGAGUAGCGCUGAUUCGGCCGCAAGUGCUGCCUCGUCCCAGCGAAGCCCGCCCGUCGCGGCGCCGUCGCCCACGCCCACGCCCACCCAGAAGCCUGCCCGCCCGCCGCACGCCCGCCAGCCGAGCACCCAGAGCGCCCAGGGUUCGCAGGGCGCCCCGCGGCACCCGCUGUCGCGCCGGGAGUCGCACAGCUCGCGUCGCCCGACCACUGAUCGCCGGACCACCGCCCCGCCGCCGCCGCCCGCCGCGCCCAGGCGCAGAGACAGCCGCAAUGUCGACGAGUGCACCAAGCCGGGCUGCACCAAGUGCGGCCCGGACGCCGUCGACUCCCGUCCGCGCACGUCGCGCCGCCAGUCCAUGAUGCACACGUCCCAGCCCGCCGACUCGGCCCCGGACGUCUCCCACGCGCACGUCUACGACACGCGCUCGCAGGUCUCAGACCCGGCCACCUCAGCCCCGUACCAGGCCUCUUCGCCAAGGGAGGGCCGUCCGCCCGUAUACCCCUCACCGCAGGGUGGGCCUGUCAUUCAGCCUUCCAUCUCUCGCCGCCUGUCGAUGAACAACCGCCCGGCACGGCCCACCAGCUACCACGGAGACCCCAACUACAACUGGUCACCACCUUCCAUGCCUCAGCCUCACCCAGGCUCGCCAUACGAGCAUGGCCCGCCGCUCUCGAGAUCAGCAUGGGGCAACAUGCCGUACCCUCCGCAGCAAUUGAACCCCCCGCACAUGCCUCAGUAUCCAGGCCCGCCACCCGCUGCUUUCUACCAGGCGAAGCAGAUGCAGCCCUCGCGCGAACCACCGCAUCUCCAUACGCAGGGACUUGGCCAGCCACCUGGCUAUGGCUAUCCUGCUCAAUCCCCGGUCGUGCAAGUGGGACGUUCCGAUCGAAACCUGCCGUCGGCUAGAUACCAUGUCAAUCCUCCGCCCUCUCGGCCAGCCCAACGUCCGCAGCAGCGCAUCGACUACCGCGACCAAGAACAGGACGAUCUUGAGUCUGGCUCCGAGUCUGAGACCGAGUCUGACGAAGAGCCUGAGUAUCAAUACCAGAGACCCCAAAAAGGUGCACCCUCACGUCCAAGUCUUCGCCAUGCAAAGACGACUCCUGCUCCUCCUCCUCCUGAGAUCAGACGUCCGCAGACCAUCAUCAUCCCUGAGCCACGUAGCCCUCGGGUCAAUGACCGCGGCUACGACUCUCGUCCUGCACGCCGUACCUCGAUGAGUAGACCACCACUGGUCCCUUCUAUCAAGGCCAAGUCAACCUAUGAAACCCCAUAUGCCCGUACCAUCGUCGAGGGACCAAAGUCGUCUCGUCGCGAGUCUUUGCACGCCUACGACAGAACGUUCAAAGAACAUCGUGCACGACAGGAGUACAACGAGCCUGCACGGUCCAAGCGGUCUUCGAGAGUCUACGACGACGUCGUCGUUGGCCAUGAUUACGAGCGGGAUUACCGCGACGACGACGAAGAAGCCGGGCCCGUCGCCCGUAUUCCUCGCCGUCGUCGCGAUACCGACGCUGACUCUCGCCGAAGAACCCAACGUCCUGUGGAAAUCAGACAGGCAGAUGCUGAGGAGUACAUCAAUGCAAGGCGUGGUGAACGCGAGACACUGGCAGAUCAGAGCUAUGAGAUCGCCAAGAUAAGGUCACGGGCGUCUGGAGGACCGUCUGAGGCCGAGUCUUCCCGCAGCAGGGGUAGUGACAAUAACGGCGAGAUUCGCCUUCGAAUCGACAACAACGCCCCUGUCACUCUAAGCCUGAACGGGGACAUGGAGGGGCGCACUCUACAGCUUGUGCCAAUUGAAAAUGGGAUGAACGAAUUAGUCAUCAGCGGCAACAAUCGCGGCGAGACCGCUUAUCGCGGCGAAAGCACCCGUCGAAGCGAGAGAAGCAACAGCGUUCGCGGCGACAAAAGGGCUCUCAUGAUUCCUAGUCAGGCACGACGGGACGCCGAAGAGAUGACAGAACGGAGCUCGCACAGCAGCCGCAGGAGGCGAGACACAAGGGGCGAACAGGACGAACCGCGACGACUUCUCCACCGGACGGCGCGCAGGGGAGAGCGAAGAGAGCCCGAAUACCGUUACUGA
Messenger RNA from Boeremia exigua, 2751 nucleotides. RefSeq lists its product as uncharacterized. The transcript is spliced from 2 exons. The record is from RefSeq and is a predicted model, not a curated record. Bases 1 to 2751 code for a protein of 916 amino acids. NCBI's taxonomy places the organism in Eukaryota, Fungi, Ascomycota, Dothideomycetes, Pleosporales, Didymellaceae.